AUGACAUUACCUUUAUCUAUGCCACAUCAUUCGUAUGAAGAUGUUGUGAGAAAUGACUUCAUUACUCUGCAUGGUAAACUUUUCAACCAUUUUCUAUCUAAGAUAAGAAAACAAAUAAAACCGCUGUCAUCACCCCUUAUUAACACUCGUUUGAAGAAUGAAGAAUGCUUACAAAUGCAUAUUAAAAAUCACGACCCAUUGUGCACUGCAGCUGAGAAAUGA
Clunio marinus is the source of this 222-nucleotide messenger RNA. The record is from the annotation of a GenBank genome assembly. NCBI's taxonomy places the organism in Eukaryota, Metazoa, Arthropoda, Insecta, Diptera, Chironomidae.